AUGUCUUCGUGUUUCAGUGGCGGCGGAAGAACCUAUGCAUUUGAGCUUGACAUAGUCAAAUCCCCAUCCACAUCAACCCGAACCUCCACAUCUUCUCCUUCUUCAACUCUCUCAGAAUCAAGCAACUCAGGCCUCGCAAUCUCAAGUCGAAAGCCCCGAACCCCUCGAAAACGCCCCAACCAGACUUUCAAUGAAGCCGCCGCAUUGCUCUCCAUAGCUUACCCCAACAUCUUCUCCACCAAAAACUUCACAAAUCCUCGGAAAUUCACCAAGCCCCACGACUCGUUCUUGGACCAAUCUGUAGAAUUGCUCUUGCCCUUCAGAGUCAUCGACGACGGAUGCUCCAGUUUCUUAAUCGGCGAGCCAAUCGGAGAAAAACCCAGUUUUCAGUUCGAGCCCAAAGCCCUGAAUUCGUUCGAAAAGAUGUGCCAGAGUCUAGGGGAAUUCGAUUUCCAGGCGAAUUGUAAUUCCAAUUCCAAUUCUAUGGAGAUGUGUGAAAGCUACCAUCACCAAGAUGAAGACUUCGAUGCUGAGUCGGACGAUAUUACCCUCAGCAGAUGA
Messenger RNA from Prunus avium (sweet cherry), 561 nucleotides. The record is from RefSeq and is a predicted model, not a curated record. Lineage: Eukaryota; Viridiplantae; Streptophyta; Magnoliopsida; Rosales; Rosaceae.